AGGGAAUAUCAAACAACAAAAAAGUAAGAAAGAGCGGUAAGACAGAGACGGAGAAGAAGGAGAAGAAGAUUGUUAAGACGAAACCCUGUUGCUGUCCGUACAAUGCCGCCGAAGAAGAGUAAGGCAGAUGGAGAAGAAAAGGCGAAACCUUUAACGACGUUGGCGUCGUCUAGAGUGACUCGGAGCAUGGACAGUCGAACUCGAAGUCAGACUCAACAAAACGGUGCUAAAGCGGCUGGAUCCGCCACUAAGCCGGCGACGAAGAAGGCUAAGAGGAAGAAUUCAGCGAUUGAGACUGGGAGAGCCAAGAAGGGAAAGAAGGAAGAGGAAGUUGAAGAGCCAGAGGAAGCCGUUGAGGAGGAGGUUGAGAAGGAAGAGCCAGAGGUUGAGGACCCUACGAGAACCAAGAUUGUUAUAGAACACUGUAAACAAUGCAAUGCUUUCAAGACAAGAGCUAUUCAGGUGAAGGAAGCUUUGGAGGGAGCUGUUCCUGGCGUCACGGUGUCUCUUAAUCCUGAAAAGCCAAGGCGGGGUUGCUUUGAGAUCCGGGAGGAAGGUGGCCAAACAUUCAUCAGUCUUUUGGAGAUGAAACGUCCAUUUGCACCAAUGAAGGCACUUGAUAUGGAAGAAGUCAUCGAGGACAUCAUAAAGAAAGUCAAAUGAAUCUGUUCUUUGUUUCUGCCUCGGUCUCAGUUUAAUCAAUUAGGUUUCUGCAGAAGACUUUCUAGAGUAAUGUCAGAUUUGUUAGGUUCACUUUUAUUGUUUCGGUAUGAGCACUGUAAGUGCAGUCUCGUCGUUUGGCAAUGCAUGAUUAGUUGAUAGAGAAGGAUCUCUGUAGUUUUUGGGGUUAACUCGUAUUUGUAAGGCUAGUUUAUUAUUCAUCUCGUUGCUUGAAGCAAACCGAUGCAUAAGUGUUUUUUGUUGUUGGGACCAUGCAUGGUUCUAACAAUCUAUGCACUGGUUAAAGCAUGUUCUAACAC
Arabidopsis thaliana (thale cress) is the source of this 980-nucleotide messenger RNA. RefSeq names its product selenium binding protein. The record is from RefSeq and is marked reviewed. The coding region runs from base 103 to 663 and encodes 186 amino acids. The transcript has 4 exons. NCBI's taxonomy places the organism in Eukaryota, Viridiplantae, Streptophyta, Magnoliopsida, Brassicales, Brassicaceae.